GUCUGCAUGGUACAGCGGGAAGUAAAUAAGUUGUUGUGGUGAAGAUAGAUUAUACUGCUGUCAUAAAUACAUGCAAAAUUCGUUUUCUAAAUUAAUUUCACUUAUUGUAGAAAAUGGCCGUUAACGUAAAAGCAGUCGAGUCGGUUUUGUUCAAAAGACAUUGCUGAGAUCCUCACUGAAGAGUGUGGUGACAUGCUGAGGUGCUGUCGGAUCAUUCAUAUUGUAUCAAGUCACACAUUUAUUCCAGCUCUCAAAAACAAAGGGUGGCCGGAUCCUAAAUUAAAGUUCCGUGGAUUUUGCAUGUCCAGCAAGAUGACUGAGGAUUCAUCAGACGCCCAAAUCAAAGCGUUGAAAAGACCAGCAGAUGAUACGCACGCUGAAACUGAGUAUGAAGACAAGAAGCUUAAAACAGACCAGGAUGAAAGGAAAUACCCCAAGAAAAAGGUGGCCCUGCUGAUGGCUUAUUCAGGCAAAGGGUAUUAUGGAAUGCAGAGAAAUGCAAAGAACUCUCAGUUCAGAACCAUUGAGGAUGAACUGGUCACUGCUCUUGUGAGAGCCGGAUGUAUUCCAGAGGGCCAUGGAGAUGACAUGAAGAAGAUGUCUUUCCAGCGGUGUGCACGAACAGAUAAGAUUUUUAAUAGUGUUAGUUAACAACACUGAUGGAAAUCUGUACAUCAUGUACAUGUACAUAAUUUAAAUGUUUUCAAACUUGCAGGUUACAAGAGGGUCACAGGUGGCUUCAAUUCCAAAAACAACUGUGACGCCAGAACGUAUUCCUACAUGCUUCCCACGGUGUCUUUCUUCCCAAAGGACUAUAACCAGGAGGACACGUCAUUCCGUCUGAGUUCAGAGACCCUUCAGAAGGUCAACCGCUUAUUUGGCCUGUAUAAAGGCACCCACAACUUCCACAACUUCACAUCCCAAAAAGGUCCUCGGGACCCCAGCGCCAAGCGCUAUAUCACCCACAUGUCCUGUGGAGAGCCGUUUGUGAGACAGGAAGCUGAGUUUGCCGUCAUCACAGUAAGAGGCCAGAGCUUCAUGAUGCACCAGAUCCGGAAGAUGAUCGGUCUUGUGAUCGCUGUGGUCAAAGGAUAUGUGGAUGAAAGAGUGAUCGAGAGGAGCUGGGGAGAGGACAAAGUUGACGUUCCCAAGGCUCCUGGGCUCGGGUUAGUGCUGGAGAGGGUGCACUUUGACCGAUACAACAAACGCUUCGGAGGAGAUGGCAUCCAUGAGACUCUGGAAUGGACUGAGGAAGAAGAAGCCAUUGCUGCUUUUAAGGACAAGCACAUUUAUCCCAGUAUUGUGGAGACUGAGCUCCAUGAGAAGUCCAUGGUAAACUGGAUGGCUACUCUAUAUAUCCAUGAUUUUGAAGCAACGGCCACAGGAAACCAAGAGCGCAAAGAUGAUGAUGAAGAUGGAAACGUAUCUGACUGAAUCACUCAGAAGCAGUCUUGUUUUUUUCUUUUCUUUUUUCUUUUUUGGUUUUAUCUUUUAUUUUGGUUUUUACUUGUGCUAACAUUAAUUUCCAAAGAUUCCACUGUAAUUAAAAUUCUGAAAUA
Molecule: messenger RNA, 1559 nt
Organism: Sinocyclocheilus rhinocerous
Lineage: Eukaryota; Metazoa; Chordata; Actinopteri; Cypriniformes; Cyprinidae
Product: tRNA pseudouridine synthase A, mitochondrial-like
Exons: 5
Biological process (GO): tRNA pseudouridine synthesis; mRNA pseudouridine synthesis
Cellular component (GO): nucleus
Molecular function (GO): pseudouridine synthase activity; RNA binding
Source: RefSeq, a predicted model, not a curated record